Messenger RNA from Nomia melanderi (Alkali bee), 3073 nucleotides. Its product is annotated as U6 small nuclear RNA (adenine-(43)-N(6))-methyltransferase. Gene Ontology annotation, molecular function: 23S rRNA (adenine(1618)-N(6))-methyltransferase activity. Gene Ontology annotation, cellular component: nucleus. The record is from RefSeq and is a predicted model, not a curated record. Gene Ontology annotation, biological process: rRNA base methylation. NCBI's taxonomy places the organism in Eukaryota, Metazoa, Arthropoda, Insecta, Hymenoptera, Halictidae.
AGUAUUUUUUUUGCUUUACAAAGUGUUCAAUCGUCGAGACAAUUGUUUUAAUUAUUUCUAACGAGACACUACUCAGAUUUUUCAUAAUUUUAGAAACGUAGACGUAAAAAAUUGUCUUCGAUGUGAUUAGAGUACAUUUCCAACGUAGCAAUGAACGUAAAUUCUUUGUAGUUUAUAUUUGCUCUUCGUUCGGAUUAGAAAUAGAAUUAUUAUAAUUAACAAUAGCGGUUAAAUUGUUUCAUAAUUAACACCCUACUUGUUUAUUUCAUUUAGAAUAAAAGUGUAACUCUAUAUGUUCUGUAUCCUCAUUGGCCAACAUUAAUCGCCAUUAUUUAUUUUUAACGAUUUACCCAAUAGCCGUUAUCGUCGCAAAAGGGCGGAAAUAGCAAUGGAAUCAAAAAAUAAAAAAUUAUGGGAGCAAACUUUGACUGUAUUUGGAAUAUCUCGAAUUCAUUUCUGAACUAAAUGAAAAUAACUGUCACUUAUCAUCGAAAUUGAUUAAUCCAAGGCAAUAUACAAUGAAAAUAAUGAUCUUUGAUGUCUACGAAUACUGUGCAUUUUCAUUUAAUGAUUAUGAACAGAAGCAAAUUUGCAUUGUUGUUAAAUGAGAAUUCAGCGUAAGUAAAUGCACGUGUCCCAGAAAAUGACGUACCAUUUAUGAGCUUUUACGUUUGUAAAAGGAAGAAUUUACUAGGAGAGACAUGUAAAUCUUACAUUUUCCGUAUCGUAGAACAUUUGUAAGCUUUGUACGAAGCAACGAAGUUUAAAAUGUCUUUAAGAAAAUUUAUGCAUCCUAGAAAUCCAUAUAAAAAAAUUCCGGACUUUAAACAUCUCGCACUGUCAUAUCCAUCAUUCUGUAAUAUUGCGAAUAUAGAUCUAACUGGCAAAGUGAAAAUAGACUUCAAAAAUGGAGAAAGUCUGCGUGUACUGACAGAAGUACUGUUAAAACAUGACUUUAAUUUAGAAGUAAAAAUACCUCCAAAUAAAUUGGUGCCAACUUUGCCAUUACGGUUGAAUUAUGUUUUGUGGAUCGAAGAUUUAAUAAAACAUUCUUCUUUCUGUGAAAUGAAAGAAACCAUUGGCAUAGAUAUUGGCACUGGUGCGGUUUGUAUAUACCCUUUAUUAUUUGCAAAAAUGUAUGGAAAUCGGAUGAUUGGUACAGAAGUUGAUGAAACAAGUAUUCAAACAGCCAUUCAACAAGUUGAAAAUAACAACCUGCAGCAUUUAAUAAAAGUAUUGAAAGUAGAUGGACAAACAACCUUCAAGGAUAUUGUGAAAGAAGGAGAAACCUACCAUUUCACAAUGUGUAAUCCUCCUUUUUUUGAAACAGAAAGAUCAGAGAGAAUAAUAAAAUGUCUGCCACCCAGAAACGCUCCAACUGGAAACAAGGCUGAGCUUACAAUUCAAGGUGGUGAAAGAGCAUUUGUAACACAGAUGAUUGAUGAAAGUUCAGAAAUGAAAGACAAAAUAAAAAUUUAUACCACAAUGUUUGGACGAAGAAGUAACUUGUUGUUUCUGUUGAAGUUGCUAAAAAGACGAAAAAUAGAGAAUACUACAUGGACAGAAUUUUGUCAGGGUCACACCAAACGAUGGGGCUUAGCUUGGACAUUUUUACCAAAAGAUGUGAUUGACUUGACAACUGCAUCAGUUAUCAGGAAAAGUGGAGAUUACAUUGCAAAGUUAUUAAAAGAAAAGCGCCCGACUGAGAUACAAUUUCCAAUGCAAGAUAAAUUUUCUUCUUUUGAUAACUUGAUCAAUUUCCUAGAGGAGUCAAUGGAAGAAUUACAUAUACAUGUCAAGGAAUUGAAUUUACCCAUUGAUGAUUUCAAUGGUUGGUCGUGUCAGUUAGUCGCAGAAAAUGAUUCUUGGUCACAUGCACGUAGAAAACGUCGAUUGGCUCAAAGACAGAUGAACCAAUGUGAAGAUCAUAAUAUAAAUAGUAAUGCCGAUUGUUCUGAAAAAAAUACUGUAGAGGAAUUGAAUCAAGGUGACGCAAAAAUUGCCAGUGACCAAAUACAUGAUCAAAAUUGUUCUCAUACUACAGAUCCAUUCCUGGUAUGCAAUUUCUUUGUUGAACUGGUAGAACAUGAAGAGGACUCUGAGAGAGACAGUAUAAGAAUAUCUAUGAUAUUCGAAAAAGGAAGCGGUGGCAGGAAUGCUUUGGAAACGUUCAAACAAUAUUUAAUAAACAAAUUGGAUGUUCGAGAUCAUUUUCAGAAGCAACACAUAGCGUUGCAAAGAAAGAAACGAAAAAGACUAAAGAAAAACGAAAGCGUCACGUGUGACAACGAUAUGAAUCAAAGCGGAAGUUCACAUGAACAGAACGUGGAAUCUUGUUAAAUCGUUCAUUUGAGUUACGUACAAAAUGAUUUAUUUUAUGCCUAGAUUUGACGAAGUUACCUAACAGAUCCUCAAUGAUGAUCGAGUGAAAGAAACCUCUUUUGAUGCGAUACAUGUGGUGAGAUAAAAACAAAACAAUAGAGCUAUCCUUGUUGAAUACAAUACAGACACUUGUAUUUCUUACUGGUCUCUCAUGCGUUUAGAAUCGUUUCGUAACCGUUGUAAGAAAGCUCCAACUGAUGAAAAUUUAUCAAAGAUAUGUAUUCAUGUAUUUGUGCUGAACUCAACAAGUUCGACCAUGUGUUAGUACAGGUUAAAACAACGUUACAUGUUCUCAUGCGUUUUAAUUCGUGCACCGAGCUCAUAGAGCUCACAUCGAUGGCAAUCGAUAAAAUGGAAAAAUGACAGUGACGUCUAAAUGGCACGAAACAGUGAUCUCAAAUAUGUACUAAUAAAAUAGACUAUCGAAAACGUACAAAAAAAAAGAAAAAAAAACGAUUGACUUAUAUUCUACAAUAAUAAACGUCCAUUACUUGUUUUACAGAAAUCGUUGUACCGUUUGAUUUUUCUCGGUACCUCGCGUUUCGCUUGAAUUUAGCAACACUUGUGUAGUACGCUGAAACUGACGCUAAUCAUUUAUUUUGUCGUUUAAUAGAGGUGUGACGUGUGAAUAAUGCCGAUGAAGGCUUUGCCGUCACAUAGUACGAUUAAUUGAGCCCUUAGGAGAAAACAA